AUGACGACUUCUUCAGCAGCAACACAUCGUCGAGGAAGAGUACACAUGCAUGUAAGCAAAAAUGAAGAGUGGCGCAGGAGCGAAACUGUUCAUCAUGGAUCUUGCUCAGGUCUUGAUUCCAUCUCAGAGUUUCCUAGAAAAAGUUCAUGUGAGGAUGGACGUUUAUAUGCUUCUGGAAAUUGGCAACUUGCACAUGCUCUGGAAUACCUGAAAACUUUUCACAUGCAGUGGCAAGAUUUUGCCCCUCCUCUUUAUAAUAAGAAGAAGAACAAGAAGAAGAAGAAGCAGCAAGAAAUACAAGACGUUGAGGAUGAAAAUGAUGGGGAUACAGCUGCUGUAUCUCUAUCAACUGAAGGUCGUAGAUUAUACGUGGGAAACUUGCCUUACGCGAUGACCUCUUCCCAAUUAGCUGAUAUCUUUGCUGAAGCUGGCCGUGUUGCUUCUGUUGAGAUUGUUUAUGACAGAGUGACGGAUAGGAGUCGAGGAUUUGCAUUUGUUACAAUGGGGAGUUUUGAAGAAGCAAAGGAGGCAAUUCGGCUGUUUGAUGGAUCUUUUGGGGGCCGAACUGCAAAGGUGAAUUUUCCUGAGGUGCCACGAGGAGGUGAGCGAGAAGUCAUGGAGUCAAAGAUCAGAAGCAGCAACCAGGGAUUUGUAGAUAGCCCACAUAAGAUCUAUGCAGGAAACCUAAGCUGGGGUCUAACCUCUCAAGGCCUCAGAGAAGCUGUCCAAGACCAGCCAGGAUUCUUGAGCGCCAAAGUCGUCUAUGAUAGGGAUACCGGAAGAUCCCGAGGAUUUGGAUUUAUUAGCUUUGCGUCCGCUGAAGAGGUGGAUUCUGCACUUGAGGCCAUGAAUGGAGUGGAGGUGGAAGGCCGGCCUCUACGGUUAAACUUGGCACAACAAAGAUCUUUCAUAUCUCCUCCUCCAGCACCUGAAACAAAUUCUGAGCCAGAUAGUUAAAGCAGCCUUAGUGUUUUGUGUUAUUAGCUACUAAGAGGGGUGGAUGAAUUAGUAUUGCCAUACCCUUGUGAGGGGAUGAUGUGGAGUGGAGGAGGCCAGCAAAACUGCCGUAGAGACGAUUGAGUCCAAUUUUGUUCCCUGCUAAAGUUCCGAUUCACUUGUAUCAUGGCACAGACGGAAGCCAAAGAUGCCUAGAGAAGGACAUUGUUUAAUGAAUAUUAGUGUUGUACUUUCAGAUAGCCUUAAAUUUUCGUUUUGCGUGAUUAGCGGAAGACUACGGGUACAAUUUACGACCA
Molecule: messenger RNA, 1253 nt
Organism: Coffea arabica (coffee)
Lineage: Eukaryota; Viridiplantae; Streptophyta; Magnoliopsida; Gentianales; Rubiaceae
Source: RefSeq, a predicted model, not a curated record